UUCCGGGGCAGCGGCUCCUUCCUGCGGGAGGGCGGUGCAGGCAGUGCCCGGCCCGGCGCGGCCCGGCGGCCGCAGCAUGUGAGCCCGCGGGGCGGGGAUGCUCUGGCUGCUCUGCGGCCCCUCCGGUGCCAUGGACAGCCAGGCGCUCGUCAUCCGCAUCAAGAUCCCCGACGGAGCCGCCGUGGACUGGACCGUGCACUCCGCGCCGCAGCUGCUCUUCAGGGAUGUGCUGGAUGUCAUUGGUCAAGUUUUACCAGAUGCAACAACCACAGCUUUUGAGUAUGAGGAUGAGGAUGGGGAUCGGAUCACGGUCAGGAGCGAUGAGGAGAUGAAGGCCAUGCUGUCCUAUUAUUACUCCACUGUGAUGGAGCAGCAUGUGAAUGGACAGUUGAUAGAGCCUCUCCAGAUCUACCCACGAGCCUGCAAACCUCCCGGGAAACGGAACAUACAUGGCCUCAAGGUGAACACGCGCGCGGGGGCCGCCAACAGCGGCGCCUCGGCCGCCUCCGAGGCCCUCCCCAGCAAUAGCUUAAAAAAGUCCUCAGCAGAGCUGAAGAAAAUCCUUGCCAAUGGCCAGAUGAAUGAACAAGACAUUCGAUACCGAGACAUCCUCGGCCACGGCAACGGAGGCACCGUCUACAAGGCUUACCAUGUCCGUAGUGGAAAAAUCCUGGCAGUGAAGGUAAGAAAUUCCAGAUAUUUUAUUUUUUUUCCAUUUCUAUUUCUUGAAUCCAUGUCCCAGGACUGCAGAUCCCAGGAAUUUCCUUUAUGGAUAAAAGGAAUUUCCUUUAUGGAUAACCUGGAUCCAGGUGGAUCUGAGUCUUUUGGGAUGCUCAGGGGCACAAACUGGUGCUUCCCUGCUCUGCUGUUUGUCCCUGCAGGGGGAUCUCUGGAUGUUUACAGGAAAAUUCCAGAACACGUUCUCGGGAGGAUAGCGGUGGCUGUUGUGAAAGGCCUGACCUAUUUAUGGAGCCUGAAGAUUUUACACAGAGACGUGAAACCAUCCAAUAUGUUGGUGAACACCCGUGGCCAGGUGAAGCUCUGUGACUUUGGGGUCAGCACCCAGCUGGUGAAUUCCAUAGCCAAGACGUAUGUCGGAACAAAUGCUUAUAUGGCGCCUGAGAGGAUUUCAGGGGAGCAGUACGGGAUUCACUCGGAUGUUUGGAGCCUGGGCAUUUCCUUCAUGGAGCUUGCUCUUGGGAGGUUUCCAUAUCCUCAGAUUCAGAAAAACCAGGGAUCUUUAAUGCCUCUCCAGUUACUGCAGUGCAUUGUUGAUGAGGAAUCACCGGUGCUUCCAGCAGGAGAAUUCUCGGAGCCAUUUGUGCACUUCAUCACUCAAUGCAUGAAGAAGCAGCCAAAGGAGAGGCCAGCACCUGAAGAUUUAAUGGGCCACCCCUUCGUGGUGCAGUACAACGAUGGCAAUGCCGAGGUUGUGUCCAUGUGGGUGUGCAGGAUGCUGGAGGAGCGGCGAUCCCAGGGAGCGCAGUGAGCUCUGCAGCAUCCCAAGAGCUCCUCCCCGACCUGGAUCAUCACCACCUCUGGACUCUGACUUUAUCCAGAUCAUAUUUUACUCCAUUUCCUAGAAGCAUCGACAAAACCAGGAUUAUUUGUUGGCUGCCUUUUCCUCACCACCACGUUAAGGGGUUUUCUUGAUUGUUUCUUCUGUUGCUGAGCAGUUUCCAGGUUAUCUCCAGUUAUACUGUACACAGCCUUAAAGCAAGUAUUUUAUAUCUCUA
Messenger RNA from Parus major (Great Tit), 1736 nucleotides. RefSeq names its product mitogen-activated protein kinase kinase 5 (gene MAP2K5). Gene Ontology annotation, biological process: protein phosphorylation. Gene Ontology annotation, molecular function: protein binding; ATP binding; protein kinase activity. The transcript has 21 exons. The record is from RefSeq and is a predicted model, not a curated record. NCBI's taxonomy places the organism in Eukaryota, Metazoa, Chordata, Aves, Passeriformes, Paridae. Bases 98 to 1489 code for a protein of 463 amino acids.